CGUCCACGCCUCUCCACGUAUGUUUCUGUGGUCGUAGAGUUCCACGAUAUUUUACCUCCAGACGCGUACCGCGUCGACGACGUACUCGUUCGAGCGUUAGUAAGUCGAGCGUAGCCUGUUGCCGAAGCAGAUGCAAACUUGCGCCGCAUCGUCGUUUUAAGUGAAGAGGGGCUUUACCCUGAUGACGUAGAGGCGACACUCUUUCUUGUCCGAACCCUCAUCAUGUCGACCAAUACCUUGAAAUCGUUCGCGGUCGCUGGGGUAGGAAAUACAGUAGGGCUGCCCAUAGUCAAGUCUCUCCUCGCAAGGAAUGCUCGAGUCAUUGUUCUCACUCGCCCGUCUUCGAAGAAGACCUUCCCGGAGGGUGCUAAGGCUGUUCCUGUCGACUAUUUCAACCACGACGCACUUACAGCUGCUCUCCGAGAGAAUGCGGUUGAUGUUGUCAUCUCUACGCUGUCGGGAGAUGGGUUUAAUGCACAGUACAAGCUAGCAGACGCAGCCAAGGCAGCCGGGGUAAAGUUAUUCGUGCCUUCCGAGUUCGGCAUGCCGACAAGUGGCGCAACAGAAGGAGUGUUGGGGGAGAAGAAUAAACUUGCAGCCUAUGCGCAGUCGAUUGGCUUACCUAUCACCCGCAUCUACGAUGGUCUGUACCAAGAAUUCCUCCCGUUCAUGGUUGGUGUGCCGGAGGCCGGAAAGUUUCUAAUCAAGGGGAGUGGAAAUGAGCCCCUUUCUCUGACUGCCAUACCUGACGUCGGAGAAUAUCUUGCAUAUGUCCUCACAACCCUUCCGAUUGAGCAACUCAGCAACGCUGAGCUGCGUAUUCAAGGCGAGCGCUCUACGUUGCGGGAACUCAGCAAGUUAUACGAUGCGCCUGUCGAAUUUGUCGAAAGCAUUCCCAAGGAUAUUCCGCGUGCAGACGGCAGGGAAUGGUUACAGGCUUAUACGGCGAAAGGCGCGAUGAGCACAGGUUAUGACAUCACCGUGGGCAAAGACGAUCCUGAGCUUGCGGGAUCAGCAAACAAAUUAUUUCCGGGCUUCCACUUCAAGACUGUGAAAGAAACUCUGGCCCUGUAACGAAGAUCAAGAGAGAGUAUGUCAAAGUCGAGAAUCUUAUGUCCGGUUGUUCUUAGCAAAUUUCUGUCCGUGCCGACGUCCUGUAAUUUAUGUAAUGUUACAUUU
Pisolithus orientalis is the source of this 1179-nucleotide messenger RNA. RefSeq lists its product as uncharacterized. The transcript is spliced from 5 exons. Bases 223 to 1074 code for a protein of 283 amino acids. Lineage: Eukaryota; Fungi; Basidiomycota; Agaricomycetes; Boletales; Pisolithaceae. The record is from RefSeq and is a predicted model, not a curated record.